UCGAGAAGGUCAGCGGAUUGCUGAGCGCACAAAAUGAAAGCCACGCAGAGCGACCACCUGUCCCAGAAGAGGACGGAGAUGCAGCAGUAGGGGAGGGGGUCUGUGGAGACCCCGCUGGUGGGCACCUCAACAAGGAGUGCAAAGGGAGAGCCGAGGUGAAUGUGAACCCCACAGGGCCGGCUGAUCCCCAUGCCUCGGGCCCAGGGGGGGGUAUCGUCAAAACCUCCAGGGACCCAAAGGACAGCCCGGCACCCAUGGGACAGGAUGUAGCACAGGAAGAGGAGGCGUGGCCCUCCAACGUGGAAGUGGAAGAGCAGGGUGCUGAGCAGAGCAUUGAGCGGAGCGCUGAACGGAGCAGGCCGGAGGAUGGAGGCCCCACCGCCGGGCCCCGGGGGGAGCGAGGGGGGGUGAAGCUGUUCCUGGUGGACAGGCUCUUCCUCACAGCCCCCCAUGUUAAAGCGGAAAGCUCGGCGUGGGACGCCUUGGAAUGUUCUGGGGCCGAUCAGCGGGAACAGGACCAAGCCAGCAUCAAGGAAGUGGUCAGCCUCCACGAGGCAGGGUUUAUGGUCAGAAUCCAGGCUCCUGCGACGGAGACGUUUGAGCUGCAGGUGUCGGGCCAGAUGCUGGUGACUGAGCUGCAUCAGGUGCUGAUGGACCAUGAGAUGACCUGCCUGCGCACCUGCUUCUCCCUGCAGCUAGGGGGCGCUGUGCUCGACGCCCUCACGGAGCUGCGCCUGGUCCCGGGCCUCGGGGAGGGGGCCCUGGUCAAGGUGGUCGAGGAUCCCUACACGGUGCGCGACGCCCGGCUGCACCUCAAGCACGUGCGCAGCCUCCUGCGGAGCCUGGACGUGGCCGACGCCCACAACGGGGCCAACGGCAGCUCGCUGUCCUACCUGAGCCUGUACACCAGGGGCCCGCCAGACCCUGUGAACGGGUCUAAGAGCCGCGCCGCGGAGAGGGAGACCAUCGACUGCCUCCUCCCAGACUACAUCACGCCCGGGUGCAAGGACCGCCCCCUGACCCCACUACAGCCAAUCAGAGAGGACUGGAAGCCGCUGCAGUGCCUGCGCGUGCUGACGGUGAACAGCUGGAACCCGCCCCCAGGGAACAGGAAGAUGCACGGGGACCUGAUGUACCUCAACGUGGUGACGGUGGAGGGCCGGGACCUGAACAUCACCGCCUCCACCCGCGGCUUCUACCUCAACCAGUCGACUGCCUUCACCUUUAACCCCAAGCCGGCGCUCCCCAAGACCCUGAGCCAUUCGCUGGUGGAGCUGCUGAGUCAGGUCAGCCCCGUGUUCAGGAGAACCUUUAGCACGCUGCAGAGGAAGAGGGUGCUGCAGCAUCCUUACGAGCGGAUAGCCACGCCUUACCAGGUGUACACCUGGGUCGCGCCACACGCAGACCACGCCCUGGACUGUGUGAGGGCGGAGGAGACCCCUGCCAGCCGGGUGGGCCAGGACGAGCACACGGUCGGACAGAGCCGUGACUGGAACGAGGAGCUGCAGGGUUGCAGAGAACUUCCUCGGAGCAGCCUUCAGGAGCGCCUGCACCGAGAGAGGAACAUCUUUAAGACCAACAGUGACUUUGUCAACGCCGCGACACAAGGGGCCAUUGCGGUUGUCGACGGCAACGUCAUGGCUAUAAACCCCGGGGAGGAGCCCCGGAAGCAGAUUUUCAUCUGGAACAACCUGUUCUUCAGCCUGGGUUUGGACACCGCAGACUACUACCGCCCUCUAGGGGGCGACGCUGCGGCCCACGCCGCACCCGUCUGUGACCUGAGAGGCGUGCAGGCCUACGCUUUCAUCGACAUCCCGGGACUGCACACGCUGGGGACAGCAUUGGUUGAUUACCAUGGUCACCGGGUCACAGCCCAGGCCAUUGUUCCUGGUCUGCUGGAGCAGCACCAGGACCGGGGCCUGCUGUAUGGCUCCAAUGACCACGGACACACUGUUGUCUCGGAUACCAAGUUCCUGGACCUGCUGGGUAAGACCUGCAGACCCCUUAGAGUCCAGCGGCACAUGGUCCUGGACCACCACCACACCGCGGUGGAACUCUGCUCCUGCGUCCAGACCAAGGGCAUUCUGGGAAACGACGGAAGAGCCUACAUCCUGGACCUUCACGGGACCUUCCCGCCGGACCUUAACUUCCUGUUGUCAGACGGCGGUGAGGGGGUGCCCGAGGAAUGCAAGAGGCUUGGUUUCCCGUGGAAACACAGACACAGCCUGGCAAGCCUGAGACCCGAGCUCAUAGAGGCCUUCGUCCAGCAUCGGUACGCACUCUUCCAGAACAUGGUGUCCAGUGGCCUGGAGAAGCUUUCUGCAGAUGGAGCCAGCUUGGAGAACAGGUCAGACUCCACAGGAGUCAGGCUCUCUGCAGAUGUACAGAGUGAAGCUCUCAUCAAGACAUUGGCAAAACAAAAUGGUGGCACUGCCAUGGAGGACAUGGAUCCUCAGCGAAGGCAGAUGAUCCUGGAGGCCUGCAGGGCGGUCGGCUCAGUGAGUGACACUUCCUUUGAGAUCUGCUUCAACCCGGAUGUUUGCUCUCCAGCUGUCCGUAUUCCCUCAGAGAGUGUCUAUGAGGUGCCCAAGCAGAAGCAGUUAUUAUGGGAUGCUGCAGCAUUUCUCCUGUCCAAUCAGAUUCCAGCAGUGGUGAGGGACUUCCUAGACCACACAGCAGUGCCCCUGGACGGGGGCUCUCUGAGACUGGCCCUCCACCAGCGGGGGGUCAACAUGCGCUACCUGGGGCCCCUGCUGAGGGCCCUGGAGACGGCCCCGGAGGGAGAGAGGCUGAGCCACGUCCAGAGAAUCUCGAUCAGUGAGGUGAUCAUCAGAAGUGCCAAACACAUCUUCAGGAUCUAUCUUCAGAAUGUAGAGGCGGCGGCCCUGUCGGCGGCUGUCAGUCACUUCCUGAACUGCCUGCUAAGCUCCGCCUCCUCGGCCCCUGACUCGGCCGACGAGCUGCUCAGCCGGCGCCGCGGGAGCCGCCGCCGCCGCUCCCAGGGGAGCCGGGCCGCCGCGCUGGCGGAGACAGCCUGGGCGCGGAUGACCCCGGGAGACCUCUGGAGGAAGAUCCAGAACGAGGCUGAGGACUAUUACCACUACACACUACACUGUGACAGUGUAGACGAGGCGGUGGAAAGAUGGAGCCUCCAGAAGAUCUCCCUGCUCAGAGAGAUCGCCAUGAAAACAGGCAUCCAGGUGCAGCUCAGGGACUAUGUGUUCGAGUCCCGCCACCGACCAGUGUUCAGUGAAGAGGAUGUGGUCAACAUGUCCCCCGUGGUCAAACAUCUCAGACCCUCGGCCACUGAUGCCACCGGCCUGAUCCAGCAGGCCCAGGUGGCCGUGCAGCAGGGUCUUCUUGGGGAGGGGUAUGAGCUGAUCCAGCAGGCGAUGACCCUGUUCAGCAGUGUAUGUGGGAUCCAACAUGAGGACGUGUCAACCUGCCUUCGUCUUCUGGCCCGGAUCAGCUACAUCACCGGAGAAUAUGCUGACGCACUGAGUCACCAGGAGAAAGCGGUGAUGUGUACUGAGAGGGUCCAGGGCAUCGAUCACCCACAGACCAUACAGGACUAUAUGCUCUUGGCCUUGUAUUGCUUCGCUGCCGGGCAGCCAGCCGCUGUGUUGCGCCUGCUGGGCCGGGCUCGUUACCUCACCCUCCUGCUGAGCGGGGAUGAUCACCCGCAGCUCGUGCAACUGGAUAGUAUGCUAGGUCUGGUUCUUCAUGGCCUGAUGAACUAUGACCAGUCCCUGAAGUUCCUGCAGAAUGGCUUAAAGAUGACGCUGAAAUACAACGGCGCCUCAUCACUCAAAUGUGCACACAGUCAUCACCUGCUGGCCACGCUGCUGGAGAGCAGAGGAGACUAUCGUCUGGCACUGCAGCAUGAGAAGGAGGCGUACUCUCUCUACAGGAGUCAGGCAGGUGAGGACCAUGACAGCACAAAGGAGAGCUCAGAGUACCUGCAGACUCUGACCAGGCAGGCUGUGAUUCUACAGAGAGCUCUCAACCACAUCUACAGCAACAAACCCAACGCCUGCACUCCCCCGCCAAAGUUUUCUACACCCAGCCUCCCCAUGAUCCUGCAGCAGCUCAAUAUAACGUGUGGCAUUCUGUUCAUACCACUGAGUGAGAAACAAGUUGCAGAUCUGAAGAUUGAAUUGAAAGGAGCGCAAACAGAUCAUGUGCACGGAGUGGGGCAAUAGCACAAGACUAUACAAAAUAUUAGUCAACCGUGGGCAUUGCACGUCCAAAUACUAAUUCUUUAAAUUAAUAAUAUUUAUUCUAAUCUAUUUUUCCUCAUUAUUCCUUUCAGUUGAUCAAACUUGCUUAAUAAAAGCAAGAACAAACAAAUGUAUUUGUGGCUCUUAUAUUGAAAAAUGUGUUGUUGAGAUGACCACUUUACGUCCCUUUGGUGGUGGGAAUGUCUUUGAUGAGGGGAAGGACAUGAGCAAUGAUGGCAUACUGUGGAUAACAAAUAUAUUUCAAGGAUUUGUGUGAGCCCUUAAAUGAACGCCCUGUACUGUGAUGGUCUGAACCUGAUAUAAGUGUUUUUAUAUGGGACGGCAAGGGCAUCACAGAUCCAGUUUGAUGCACUGGCAGCAAAUCAUCUGAUGUAUUUUAUUAAUUCUAUUAAUUUCCGCAAGCUCAUUGAUUCUCUGUAUUAAAGGCAUU
Molecule: messenger RNA, 4671 nt
Organism: Gadus chalcogrammus (walleye pollock)
Lineage: Eukaryota; Metazoa; Chordata; Actinopteri; Gadiformes; Gadidae
Product: clustered mitochondria protein homolog
Exons: 28
Coding region: 255-4202 (1315 amino acids)
Biological process (GO): intracellular distribution of mitochondria
Cellular component (GO): cytoplasm
Molecular function (GO): mRNA binding; protein binding
Source: RefSeq, a predicted model, not a curated record